AAAAAAGAAAAUGACAACGGAGCGGUCAUCGUCUUCAUUCUCCGCGCCCUCCUAUUGGGAGCUGUAAAGCCAAAACCGUCUUCCCCUCUUCUCUUGUUACCGCUUGAUGGAAGGAGUGGGGGCCCGGCUGGGCCGGUCGUCGACCCGGUACGGGCCGGCGACGGUCUUCAGUGGACCAGUCCGGAAGUGGAAGAAGAUGUGGGUCCCCCUCUCCAACCCUAAUUCCAACGCCUCCUCCAACGCCGCCGCCAACGGCGGCACCGCCACCACCAACAACCACUCCCACCUCCUCCUCUACAAGUGGACCCCCAUCUCCUCCCGGGGCAAUGGGGGCGCUGCCGCCCCCGCGGCCCCCGGAAAGGACGCCUCCGCCGCUGCCCCCGCCGGCCAACCCGAGGAGCCGCCCCGGAGGAAGUUCCGAUACGUCCCGAUUUCUGUAAUUGAAGAGCAAAAGCAAGAGGCUGCUGUGAACUCUGAGGAGGAGAACAAACCAAGUGAUGCUGAUCCAUCCGCACAGCCUGUCCAGGCUGAUCUGUCUGAUGGGAAACCUGAUAUGAAUGAUGUCUCAAUGGAAGAAGCUCAGGCUACAAAGAAGGAUGAAGCACUUGCAGAAGACAGCAAGGGAACAGAUUUAAAUUUGAGCUUGGGUUUAAAUGCUCCAGAUGGUGAUGGUGAAAGUGAUCCAAAGCUGGCAGUGCAGGGUGAUAGCACUGGUCAACUGGAGAGAGUAAACUCAGGCGAGGAUGUAGAAAUGAAAUCUGGAACAAAUUCAGAAACCGAUAAUAAAUUAAAGAGGAAGGCCGUAACCCCUGACCUUGAAAUGAGAGUGUGAGUUAUAUCAUCUCUUCUUUUAUUUGACCCUCUUGCAAGAGGCAUGAUACUGUACCCUGAUUGAUGCACUAUCAUCUAUGUGUGAGACAUUGUCAACUGUCUUAAGCUUGCAAUAUUAUGUGAGCUUUAUGCUUUUUGAAAUGCUUUUUUAGCCAA
Molecule: messenger RNA, 987 nt
Organism: Phoenix dactylifera (date palm)
Lineage: Eukaryota; Viridiplantae; Streptophyta; Magnoliopsida; Arecales; Arecaceae
Source: RefSeq, a predicted model, not a curated record